CAAGGCGCAUUCGGCGAAGUCUACGAGGGAACUCUCUUAAGCAGCAGUGGUCAUUUGGAGCGAUGUUUCUGUGUUGCUCAAAGUCUUCAAGAUUAUUGUUGUUGUUUCAGUAAAUUCCAACACGAAAACAUCUGUGAGUUCAAAGGAGUUUGUUUUGAUGUGAUGCCUCGAUUGAUUGUUUUGGAACUGCUGGCUGGAGGCGAUCUGAAAAGUUUUCUACGCGAAUGUCGUCCCCGUAAUACCAACGAGAAUGCUAUUGAAAUGGUGGAUUUGUUCGAAAUGGCUCGUGAUGUUGCGAAAGGUUGCAAAUUUCUGGCUGAUAAUCGUUUCAUUCAUCGUGAUAUCGCCGCCCGAAACUGUCUGUUGACGAAAAAGGAAAAGGGACGCGUAGUGAAAAUUGCUGAUUUUGGAAUGGCAAGAGAUAUUUAUAGGCAAGACUACUAUCGUAAGGGUGGGAAAGCGAUGCUUCCAGUGAAGUGGAUGCCUCCUGAGGCAUUCCUCGACGGUAUCUUCACGGUGAAAACUGACGUUUGGUCAUUUGGUGUUCUCUUAUGGGAGAUCUUCUCGUUGGGUUAUAUGCCUUAUCCGGGUCGAAAUAAUCAAGAAGUUAUGUCACUAAUCGUGAACGGCGGACGUUUGGAGCCUCCGAAUGGUGUGCCGGAUCAAGUUUAUUCGUUAAUGUUGGAAUGCUGGAGUACUAUUGAUAUUGAUCGUCCGAAAUUUGAUGACAUUAUCGACAGAAUAAAUGAUCCAUUGCUACGUUCCUCACCGUUACCAUCGAUAACGCACCGUAUGUCUCACUCUCAACUGCCCGUCAAAACAGUCCCAUUGUCAGAGAGCCCCCUCUCGAUGACGGACUCGAUUCCACAGAGCACACAAUCUCAAGCUACUAUUAACACUGUUGUCACAUCAUUCAGUGACAGCGCAUAUCCCUCAUGUGAUCCGAUGCCUACCAAAGGUAGCUGGACAACUCACUUCUCAUUCUUUUAUCAGUCGUUUGCUUUUCAGAUCAAUCGUUUCGUUUGUCAGUCGCUUUGA
Messenger RNA from Anisakis simplex (herring worm), 1038 nucleotides. The record is from the annotation of a GenBank genome assembly. Lineage: Eukaryota; Metazoa; Nematoda; Chromadorea; Rhabditida; Anisakidae.